UUUGUGCUUGGCUAACAGAAGGCUUGGGUGAUCAUAUGUGAGGUAACAAGUCUCAAGCUCUACAUAAUUACAGAGAUCUGAAAGCCAAUGGAUCUGCAUCAGCUGCUGUGUAUGUGUGUUUUUGUUUUCUCUUCCAUUUUAACCAACAGAAUUGAAGAAUGAUUAGGAAACCGGUUGGAUUGUUAAUCUGCUGGAGACGGUCGAUGUCCAUCAGUGAGGAAUGCGACGAGCUGUGUUUAAAGCCUUCACUAAUGAUACCGCAUCUAAGGCACAUCUUUUAAGUGCUUUUUGGGAGGACCCAUGUGAUGCUGCCUUAGACUCCUUGAAGACAAGGUAUCUGAGGUGGCUUCGCUUUUGGACCAGCAUUCGUGUUGGAAGCACAGCUACUAUUUGAUGCCUGCAAAUGCUGGCUAAGGAGGCAUCUCAUUAAGUUUUGGCAAAGGGGGUGAGAUUUGCCAGCUACAGUCUUCCCCGGGACUGGGCAUAGGGGGUCCCCGGGCUGGAGCAGGGACUGAAGCCACAUCACCCGUCACAUUACCACCACUCAGGAACAGCAACUCUCUUACGGCUGGAGGCAAUAAGCACACAAUGAAUGACCACCUGCACGUCGGGAAUCACCAGCAGAUCCACGUUCAACAGCUGUUUGAGGAGAACAGCAACAAACGGACAGUGUUGACUGCACAACCCAAUGGGUUGACGCCCGUAGGUAGAACAGGUCUGGCCAUGCCGGAGAAGCAGCAAGAAAGCAGCCAGUGUCGACAAGGCAGCUCAACUUCCAUCAAAUCAACUGAAAGCAAACCCAAGCCAGCACCUUUGACUUCUGAGCAGGCCAUGAAACAGUACAUGUCUAAGCUUUCAGUGUUUGAACACCAAGAGAUCUUCAGCUACCCUGAGAUCUAUUUUAUAGGUCCAAACGCAAAGAAAAGACAAGGUGUAGUUGGGGGGUCAAACAAUGGAGGUUAUGACGAUGAUCAGGGCUCCUACAUUCACGUGCCCCAUGACCAUAUAGCAUAUAGGUAUGAGGUACUAAAGGUUAUCGGUAAAGGCAGUUUUGGCCAGGUGGUGAAAGCCUACGACCACAAGAACCACCAGCAAGUGGCCCUGAAAAUGGUACGCAACGAAAAGCGAUUCCAUCGCCAAGCAGCCGAGGAAAUUCGCAUUCUGGAACACUUGCGCAAACAGGAUAAGGACUCCACCAUGAAUGUCAUCCACAUGCUGGAGAACUUUACAUUCCGCAACCAUAUCUGCAUGACGUUCGAGCUGCUCAGCAUGAACCUUUAUGAGCUUAUCAAGAAAAACAAGUUUCAGGGCUUUAGUUUGCCACUAGUGCGCAAGUUUGCACACUCCAUCUUGCAGUGUCUCGACUCCUUGCACAAGAACAGAAUCAUUCACUGCGACCUCAAGCCUGAGAAUAUCCUUUUGAAGCAGCAGGGGCGCAGUGGGAUAAAAGUGAUCGACUUUGGCUCCAGCUGCUACGAGCAUCAACGGGUCUACACUUACAUCCAGUCACGCUUCUACAGGGCCCCAGAGGUCAUUCUGGGUGCUCGAUACGGGAUGCCAAUUGAUAUGUGGAGCUUAGGUUGUAUCUUAGCGGAAUUACUUACAGGGUACCCUCUCUUGCCUGGAGAAGAUGAAGGGGACCAACUAGCAUGUGUCAUAGAGCUGCUGGGUAUGCCCUCCCAGAAGCUACUGGAUUCAUCUAAGAGAGCCAAAAAUUUUAUCAGUUCUAAGGGAUACCCCCGUUACUGCACAGUCACAACCUUACCCGAUGGCUCAGUGGUGCUGAAUGGGGGAAGGUCACGUAGGGGAAAACUCAGAGGUCCACCAGGCAGUAGGGACUGGGUGACGGCACUCAAGGGCUGCGACGACCCCCUCUUCUUGGACUUUCUUAAACAGUGUCUAGAGUGGGACCCGUCCCUGCGUAUGUCCCCUAGUCAGGCCCUCCGCCACCCAUGGCUAAGAAGACGCUUGCCAAAACCUCCCACUGGGGAGAAAACCACCGUAAAGCGGAUCACUGAGGGUACUGGUGCUAUAACUUCAAUCUCCAAAUUACCUCCCCCUUCUGGCUCAGCCACAAAGUUAAGGACUAACCUGGCACAAAUGACUGAUGCCAAUGGGAAUAUACAACAAAGGACAGUGUUGCCAAAAUUAGUCAGCUGAACACUCAUUUCUUUUUUUUUCUUUGAAAUUAUAAUAUUGGAAAUUGUGCAAAGCUGAGCAUUCAGAAGUGUGGCAUUUUUAGGAAUAAGAGUUGUUAAUGCAUAUCCACCAUUUACGAACUGCUUCGUAGCACAGAUAGUUGGAUUUUUUUUAUUUUAUUUUAUUUUUUUCCCUAGGAAAACUCAAAUGGCCAAGAAAGGGGGAACAACACUUUUAAGUUUUUAUCUCAGGGCUGUGUUGAAUGCUGCUUUGAAGGAGCAUUCAUACAAUCUUGUCUAUAAUAACAAAAAGUCCCACUUGGUUUAAUACCUAGAUCUUGUAGCAUAGAAAGUAAAUGGCCUUGCCACAAUGAAGUAAUGGUAGGAUACACUGUUUUGUGUGCUUCUGAAAUUUUAAUCAACACCCUCGGAUCCUGUCAGAUAAAUAGUGCGUUAAUGGAUGAGGAUUAAAAAUGCAUUUUACUAAAAGCUAUGCGAUCUGAGGCUUGUUGCAUUUCCCGGCAUCAUUGUUGUCAAUAUUAAGAAUAGAGAACAUUCUUUAAGAGACUAUGGAAAAAACAGGUCAUAAUGGAGAGUGAAUGUUGCAGACUGUUGAGGUAGCGGAGAGAAACAAUGUUUACAUGAUAGAUUUGGUUUGUGCCUAUAAAUCUCUUGACAUUCCUUAAAGAUAUUAAAUGAGGAAAAGAAAGAGUGUCUAGAGUGGUCUACACUACAGUAAAUUGUUGGCAAAUUUAAAGGAAUUUAGGUGGUUUGAUAGAAACAUUACUGUUCUCAGUAGUACUUGACAGGUGUACGUUCGUAAUUAAUAAGCUAUUCGCUGGAAGAGUUGCUUUUGAACAUGUACUGUCCUGGAAGGAAAUAAAUGGUGCUUUACCUUUUUUUAUUUAUGAAUUUUUAUAGCUUGAAACUUAAUGCUCAAGGAGCAAAACUCAAGGAGCAAAACUAAUUUUUUUGUCUUGUCUCUAAAGUGACUAGGACUAAGAAUUGACGAAAAGGAAAGCUGGACAUUGCAUUCACCUGAAUGCAAGCAAGUAAUGACACUAAUGAAGAUAACUAUUGUAGGUGGACAACGAGCAUGACGCAUGAUUCAAGUCUUGAAUCAAAUGUAUUAGACCAUACAGACAGCUACAUCGCAUAUUGUUACGAAAUCAUUGUGUGGACUUGCUAAUAUCAGGCCAGAGUUAAAAUUCUUAAAGGUUGUUCCCUUUUUUUAAUAACAGAUAAUGUUACAAAUAAGUUAUUAAUAACACUUUUUCCUCAAAUCCACAACAGUUGGAUUUGAAAAAUAACAUUUCACUUUAGAAAUCAAAGACUGGCCAUUUUUGUAGCAUUUGUGACAUGGAAAGACUAAUUUGACUGACAUUGGUGUAAAAGCUUAUUAAGUUAUUUAUUUCAUUUUAUUGUGUCAAUGAAGAGCUAAUAUAGGUGGAACCAGUGGUCUGAAUGUGGCUUGUAUAUCAAUUGAGUGAUUUAUGGUGUAAUGCACAAGAAAUAUAUCUGCCACUACUUUGAGAUCCUACUCUAGCAGGAGGUAGUCCUGCUUACUUUCAGCCAGUCACGGAUUGUGGGGGUGUGGACAGAGAUCAAACUAUGGGCUGUCAGGGAGACCAGCAAAGCUGUAAUGCUCAUGUUGAUCCCUCACCCCUCCACCGGAGACUGGUACAGUGCCCUCCAGGCCUACUGCACACUGCACAGGGGCUCAGGCCCCUUUGGACACCCAUAGUGCUUUAUAGAUGCAGAAGUUACCUGCUAACAUCAGCAGGCGUUUCACAAUGUACUUUACACUUUUUUUUUUUAUUGUUCUGUGAAUUGACAGCAGUGUGGAAUAAUUGUGCCCUUAGGUUUAAUACAAUGUGCCUUUGGUUAUCAAUGCCAUUUAUUUUAUUUUAUUUCAAACAGCGAUUCUCCCUUCCAUUUAUUUUGAAAGACUCAUGGUGAUUCUCUUGCACAUGUUUGAGCAUCGCCCAAAGAUACUUCCCAAAGCUCCUUAAAUGGGACUUGGGAACAAGUGGCCGCACAGUUGAGGUUGUACAUGCAGUUUGGACACUCUAUGUUUUUUAUACUAUGGUUUGAGAGGAUAAAUACGUUUUGGGCCUUUUCCAACAGGGAUGUCUUAGUAAGAGACAACAAUUACUACUACAGUGACAUAGAACAAGUGUCUUCACCACUGCAUUCAUGUUGUCUUAACAUCCAACUAUUCAAGGAGAUACAUUUGGUUAAUUUUAUUACAAUAGAACUAAGAACACAUUUUAAUAUUUUACCUCAGACUGUUGUAAUAUUCUUGUACUUUACGAAUCCAGGGCAUUUGGUACAUACCAAAGUGCAUUCCUUUCUGUGUUAGUGGCUAUGAGGGAAAUGAAGCCAGAAUUUCUCUUUUUACCUGAUCAAGAGGCCAUCAAGCCACUCAAGGGCAUGUCUUGAGAUUGAUAAUUCUCAGUGGAGAGGGAAUGAUAGGGGAAGGAUGCUUGAGCUCUAUUAGACAGUCACAUCACCUGUUAAAAUGUCUGACAGAUGUAGCAUACCUCCAAACCUCUGUUACUUGACAUGGUUGGAUGUAUCUCCAGAGCAGUAAAAACUGCAACCCCAAGAAAUCCACAGCGAGUCAGUUGUCAUCCCAGUGUGCAAUACAGUGGUAGCAUCGUUGAGGAAAAUCAGACUACAUGGCUGAAAGUUACAUUUUAAAACGACGUGCUUUUUACAGUUUUUAAAAAUGUAUGCCCUAACUCUUGAAUCUAGCUACCCACUGUCAACUUCAGUCAGUUCUUUUUUUUAAAACGAAUCUUUAAACGGAGGAACAAAGUUGACGUUGUUUAUAUUCAGCCACAGAAACGUACUGUACAUAUGUGAAUUUGUUGAGAAUUUGAUGUGGAUGUGUACAUAUGUAUAAUGUUUUAAUUUUGUGAAAUGCUGCUGAAAACACUACAUAUAUUGCUGUAGUGGGGUUUUAUUGUUGGCGGCCAGUUUAAUGAUACUGUAUGUAUUGUACAGCUGACGGAAGAAGAGUUUUUUUCUAGUGAUCAUUUGUUAAAUUUUAUUGUUGUGGCUGGAAUAUAUUAAUAAUAAAAGUUUUAAUGUCCAUCUUUACAAAAUGCUUUUUGUGGUGACGUUAUUAAGCAAUCUGAAAAAAGCAAAUCUGAAAAGCUAAGCCAGUAACUAAUAGUCUACACAGUAGUGGAGAUACUGCUUGAAGGGUUAGUUCAUCCAAAAAUGAGUCAUUAAUUACUCACUCCCAUGUCGUUCCAAACCUGUAAGACCUUUGUCCAUCUUCAGAACACAAAUUAAGAUAUAUUUGAUGAAAGCUCUCUGACCUAAACAACUUACAGGUUUGAAAAAAACAUGAGGGUGAACAAAAUGAUGACAGAAUUUCCAUUUUUGUGUGAACUAAACCUUUAAGGUUAGCAACCAGAGGGUUGGGAAAAGGUCCUUUCACAACAAGAAAGAUAACAAUAACCAUGAAGUUUUAAAACUCUUUAUAACUUCCAUACAACUAUAAACACAGAGUAACAAUAUUGUUGGGAUUUUCAGAGCAUUUUUCCCAGCUGAUGAAUGAUUAAAAACACUGGAAGCCAUUCAAAAUCCACUCGACUUUAAAGUGUGCCUCUGCACUGUGCUUACAGAACAGUGGUAUUAUUAUAGUUAUCGUUCUUAGUGUGAACAGUCUUAACCCCAAGGAAGUUCAAUAAUUAUGAUAAUAUAAUAGUUGUUACUGGCAGAGAAAAAAGUAAAUUUCUGCAAUAAUCAAGUCAUUGGAGCCAGGUGGUCAAAUCAAGUCAGGUGCACGUUUGACCAGCUUUGUCAAAAGAUGCAUGCAAUUUUGGCUUCUUGUCAGAAGAAAUCUGAUUAAAUGGCUGCAAAAGGAUUUCUAAGGAUCUGGGCAUCCAGUAAUCUAUAUUCAGGUAUAGUUUACAAACUAAGUGAAUUCUGCAGUGCUACUGUUCUUUCAAGGAACCUCCAAUUGACAGUUGAUUUGUAGGCAACAUUUGAGUUCAAUAUAAUACUGUUCAUCCAUUUUUUAUGGAUAUUAGACAUGGCUUUGGCUAAUAAAACUGAGGAAGCAGAACUUCUGUGCAUGUCAGCAUUAGUCAUAAAAGUACAGUUUAGAUGUAGUCAGAACUGUGUUGUGAGCCCUUUUCACCUUUUAUCAUGUAUAAGUGCAGUUUUCUGUAUGCACUUUUGUGGUUUUCCUUUAGGAAACUUUGGAUACUAACGAUAUAUUAUCUAUGCUAUU
This is a messenger RNA of Labeo rohita (rohu), 6387 nucleotides long. It is a transcript of the gene dyrk2, whose product is annotated as dual-specificity tyrosine-(Y)-phosphorylation regulated kinase 2. Gene Ontology annotation, biological process: peptidyl-threonine phosphorylation; peptidyl-serine phosphorylation. Bases 589 to 2160 code for a protein of 523 amino acids. Gene Ontology annotation, molecular function: protein serine/threonine/tyrosine kinase activity; ATP binding; protein serine/threonine kinase activity. Lineage: Eukaryota; Metazoa; Chordata; Actinopteri; Cypriniformes; Cyprinidae. The transcript has 4 exons. Gene Ontology annotation, cellular component: nucleus. The record is from RefSeq and is a predicted model, not a curated record.